AUGGAUCCAUCACAAUAUCAUUUUGAUAUCGCAGCCUACAAUCAAAAUCGUGAAAUUGAAGAAAAUUAUAUAGUCAAUCGAUUUAGAGAGCGUAGAAACAAAAUAUCGGAAGAUAAUGCACCUCGUAGUAGAAAAUAUCUCAAUAGAGAUCAUGCAGCGGCAAACCAAAGACUAAUUGACGACUACUUUGCCAAUGAGCCUACAUAUGACGAUGCAAUGUUUCGUCGUCGGUACCGGAUGAAAAAAAAUGUUUUCCUUCGAAUCGUUGGGGACCUUUCAAGUAGUGAUAACUACUUCACCCAUCGAGUUGAUGCAACCAAUAAAGAAGGUAUAUCACCCUUAGCAAAAUGUACCACAACAAUGCGAAUGUUAGCAUAUGGUGUGGCAGCGGAUGCGGUCGAUGAGUACAUCAAAAUAGGAGGUACUACAGCAUUGGAGUGCUUACGUAGAUUCUGUAAAGGAAUCAUACGCUUGUACGAGCAAGUGUAUCUGAGAGCACCAACCCAAGAUGACCUGCAAAGAAUACUGCAUGUUAGUGAAAUGCGGGGGUUCCCAGGGAUGAUUGGGAGUAUUGACUGCAUGCACUGGGAGUGGAAAAAUUGUCCUAAAGCAUGGGAAGGACAAUUUACUAGAGGGGAUAAGGGAACCACCACAGUUAUUCUUGAAGCAGUUGCAUCUCAUGACCUAUGGAUCUGGCAUGCCUUUUUUGGAUGUCCGGGAACGUUGAACGAUAUAAACGUUCUAGACCGGUCACCAGUGUUUGAUGACGUGGAACAGGGAAAGGCUCCAAGUGUGAAUUUCUUUGUGAAUCAACGUCCAUAUAAUAUGGCAUACUAUCUAGCUGAUGGUAUCUACCCUUCUUAUCCAACUUUCGUCAAAUCGAUUAGACUUCCUCAAAGUGAACCCGAUAAAUUAUUUGCAAAAUUUCAGGAGGGAUGUCGGAAGGACAUCGAACGUGCAUUUGGAGUGCUCCAAGCUCGAUUUAAAAUCAUCCGUGAACCAGCUCGCUUGUGGGACAUAGCUGAUUUGGGUAUCAUCAUGAGGUCAUGCAUCAUAUUACAUAAUAUGAUUGUUGAGGAUGAACGAGAUUCAUAUUCUCAACGUUGGACCGAUUUUGAGCAAUAUGGGGAAAGUGGAUCUAGUGCACCACAACCAUACUCGACCGAGGUGUUACCCGCUUUUGCAAAUCAUGUGCGUGCUAGAUCAGAGUUCCGUGAUCCAAAUGUUCAUCAAGAAUUGCAAGCCGAUCUAGUGAAGCACAUAUGGACAAAGUUUGGAAUGUUCCGUGAUUGAAUUAUUUGUGUGUUGUAUUGCAUUUUAAAUUAUUUGUAUCGUACUAAUUACGUUACUUGUGUG
Molecule: messenger RNA, 1356 nt
Organism: Vicia villosa (hairy vetch)
Lineage: Eukaryota; Viridiplantae; Streptophyta; Magnoliopsida; Fabales; Fabaceae
Exons: 1
Coding region: 1-1293 (430 amino acids)
Source: RefSeq, a predicted model, not a curated record